AUGUGCCGACACGUGGGCGUCUUGAGUGCUAGUGGUGUAUUUACCCGAACCUCCUUCUCCCAAAUUCCAGAUCUAUCUCGGAAAAUCGGAAAGUCUGCCGAUUCUAUGACGCUGAAAAAGACUGGGAAACGUGUGCCGAGCCUCCCCGAGCCCUAUGAUGAUCUCUCUUCCGCAAUGCCGCAAAGAUGCAUGCUCAGGAGCAGCAUUUGCCGUCUUAUGGGUUUGCAGAGCCUUCCAUCUCAGGCUACUACGAUAUACCCAUCAUUUGGGCGUAUCAGUUUUUUAGCGGUUUGGCACGUUGGUUCGAAAGAGUAUCUCAAAACUGCUUGUUUCAUGGCGGAAAACCAUGGAUCAUUUAGGAGUUUGAUGGGGGUUCACGGACUCUGGGCGUGUUACACAGACAGGAUCUCCGUGAAGUAUCGAGUACUCCCACUACGCCGGCGGCGGGAGAGACACUCCAGCUUUCAACAUGCACACGGGACAGGCACUGCGACUGUCUUGGCCGUCAUUUUCAUUCUAACAUUCCGCACCACCCACUACAUCACAUUUUCCCCUACGACUUGUGGCCGUCAAUCUGCCUACGAUCUGCGGCCGCCGCCAAAGUCGACGGACACAGCCCCGUUGGGGAGGCCCGCCUUGUUGGAUUCCCUCUGCUUAGAAGAUGGCGUAGCCGCAGAAGAAGGCGGUGUAGCAGUAUCAUCUAGCCCAUUUCCAGAUGGACAGGACCGAGUCAGGUUACGUACCUCGCACGCUGACAAAAGUGUUCUUCGUUGGAGUGCUGGGUUUAUUCUUUUCCCCCCGCAUGGUGCGACCGGUGUCAACGAUGCCGGUACUCCGAUGACGGGAAUCGCAUUGGCAGCUGUCUAA
This is a messenger RNA of Suillus discolor, 867 nucleotides long. RefSeq lists its product as uncharacterized. The record is from RefSeq and is a predicted model, not a curated record. The coding region runs from base 1 to 867 and encodes 288 amino acids. The transcript is spliced from 12 exons. Lineage: Eukaryota; Fungi; Basidiomycota; Agaricomycetes; Boletales; Suillaceae.